Messenger RNA from Entelurus aequoreus (snake pipefish), 4219 nucleotides. Its product is annotated as lecithin retinol acyltransferase family protein. The transcript has 2 exons. The coding region runs from base 11 to 652 and encodes 213 amino acids. Gene Ontology annotation, molecular function: phosphatidylcholine-retinol O-acyltransferase activity. Gene Ontology annotation, biological process: retinol metabolic process. NCBI's taxonomy places the organism in Eukaryota, Metazoa, Chordata, Actinopteri, Syngnathiformes, Syngnathidae. The record is from RefSeq and is a predicted model, not a curated record.
GCCGGGCAUCAUGUUCCUCUUCCAGCUUCUCAACUUUUUCUUCAGCACCUCCGAAACGGAGGACUCCUCCAAGUAUGACCUCUCCCUCUACAAGCGUGGAGACCUGCUGGAGGUUCCCCGCACCUUGUUCACCCACUUCGGCAUCUACUUGGGCGACAACCGCGUGGCCCACCUCAUCCCGGACAUCCUGCCCGUCAUCUCCAGGAACAAGUCGGCCAUAGCCAAGAUGGUCACCAACAACCGGCUUUUGAUGGGGGUCAUCGCCAAGGUGGCCAGCGUGAGGGUGGACUCGGUGGUGGACUUUGCGUACGGCUCGGAGAUCUUAAUCAACCACAUGGACAUUGUGUGCAGCCAGCCCCCACUGGAUGGGGACGAGGUGGCCAGGAGGGCGGAGAAGCUGCUGGGCUCAGUCACCUACAGCUUGCUGUGGUACAACUGUGAACACUUCGUCAUGUACUGCAGAUACGGAAUGGCCAUCAGCUACCAGACAUACCAGUUCUGCACAACAGUUCGCAAGAUCGUUUGCAGCCGGAUGAGCUCGUACUUGACGGCGUUGUGCGGCGCGGCGGCCUUGCUGUGUUUGGGCUGUGCGACGCCGUUGACGGUUUUGUCCACCCUGCUGGUGUCGUUCACCAUCUGGAUGGCAGCCUAGUGGAGCCCUAAGGAGGAAAGACUUUGGUUUCACCGAAGAUGCUUGCAGCGUUUUGUACUACUACACUAUUUCCUAUUCGUAUAUCUUAUUUUGUAUGCUACUCAGCCCCUCUUAGUCUGUCUUCAUCUCAGCAGCCUCAUUAAAAGACACAUCUGGCCCAAAUAAACUGGUUUUGACCUUUGGUUAAUAAUAUAUACUUUUUUUCUUUAAAAAUUAAUUUUUGGGAAAAAUGCACAUAUUUUAUGCUUUAAUUUCCCUCAAUUGGCAGUUUUUGGAACAUUUGUGUUUGGUUUGUCUUCUUAUUAUUCCCUUUUGUCUAAGUUGCCAUUUAUGUCCUUGGACAUUUCUUAAUUGGCUUGAAUGGCCUUACUGGUAGGGGACUAUAGCGUCACCUGUUGCUCUUUGUGAUGUCUGAGGGCGAUGCAUUCGAUGAUGCUGGUCCAUUAAAACUGUAUUUCUACUUAAAUUGUUUUGAAUAAAACUUAGCUUUUUAUUUAUGCAGGGUUUUUUUUUGUAUCAUUUUUAACCGCUGACACUGCUCUAAUUAACAUCUUUAUGCAACUUGGAUUUCAAGAUACACAUGUAAUAUAAUUAGAGAUGUCCGAUUAUAUCGGACUGCCGAUAUAAUCGGCCGAUAAAUGCUUUAAAAUGUAAUGUCGGAAGUUAUCGGUAUCGGUUUCAAAAAGUAAAAUUUAAGUGAAUACAAGUGAAUGUAAUCAUACUUGGUCAACAGCCAUACAGGUCACACUGAGGGUGUCUGUAUAAACAACUUUAACAGUGUUACAAAUAUGCGCCACACUGUGAACCCACACCAAACAAGAAUGACAAACACAUUUCGGGAGAACAUCCGCACCGUAACACAACAUAAACACAAGAGAACAAAUACCCCGAACCCCUUGCAGCACUAACUCCUCCGGGACGCUACAAUAUACACCCCAGCUACUCCCCAAACCUCAACCCCGCCCCCCUCCCAACCCCGCCCACCUCAACCUCCUCAUGCUCUCCCUGUCCCAAAUUUUAAGCUGUUGUUUUGAGUCAUGUUAAAAAAAAAUAAUGCACUUUGUGACUUCAAUAAUAAAUAUGGCAGUGCCAUGUUGGCAUUUUUUUUCAUAACUUUAGUUGAUUUAUUUUGGAAAACCUUGUUACAUUGUUUAAUGCAUCCAGCGGGCAAUCACAACAAAAUUAGGCAUAUUAAUGUGUUAAUUCCACAACUGUAUAUAUCGGUAUCGGUUGAUAUUGGAAUCUGUAAUUAAGAGUUGGACAAUAUCGGAAUAUCGGAUAUCGGCAAAAAACCCAUUAUCGGACAUCUCUAAAUAUAAUACAGUGGCGGGCCGUGCGUUUCCCACAAAGACCUUCAGUGAUGUCCGACUUCAAUGAUUACCUCUCAAAAUACCAUCAUUUAUGUCCCCACAUGACCAUUGCUGGAGAAAUACUAUACAGGAACACAUUUACGCACUACUGGGCAUUGUACAAAACGGGUUAUUUUCUGGCGCAUUUAAAAAUCAAUAAACCCGCAACAGCAAUUAAAACAUACCUUAUGUGGUGCUGUCAAAAUUAAAAUUGCAAAAAACAUUUUAAACGUGAAAAAAUUAAGAAAAAAAAUAUCUGAACUCACACUUCACCGACAGCUGAGCUAGCUUCCGGAGUUGGCCGAGAUGGUCUCACAUGAUGUAGUUUCUCUUUAAAUAUCCUUCUUGAAAAUGGCCUUGCAAAUAUGUGUUUUGUCCCCCGGUCCGUGGGACAAAUUUUCAAGCGUUGACCGGUCCGCAGCUACUAAAAGGUCUUAACCUUUUUGGAGGUACCAAACCCCACCAGUUUCAUAUGCGCAUUCACCGAACCCUUCUUUAGUGAACAUCCAUCCAUCCUUCCAUUUUCUACCGCUUAUUCCCUUCGGGGUUUCGGGGGGCACUGGAGCCUAUCUCAGCUACAAUCGGGCGGAAGGCGGGGUACACCCUGGACAAGUCGCCACCUCAUCACAGGGCCAACACAGAUAGAUAGACAACAUUCACACUCACAUUUGAACAAUAUAUAUAUAUUUUUUUUUUCAAAUUUAAGAAAAAGUCGUAUGUUUUUUUAUUGGUGCACAAAAUGAGCCGUGCAUGAACAUCACCUUGUUCAAAGAACAAAACCAACACAGUGCAUGAACUCACAACAAAUUACACACCUUACACACAUUACCAUGAAUUGAUUAACGUGGACCCCGACUUAAACAAGUUGAAAAACGUAUUGGGGUGUUACCAUUUAGUGGUCAAUUGUACGGAAUAUGUACUCUACUGUGUAAACUGUACUGUGUAUUCUCUUCCUUUGCAAUCUGCUAGUAAAAGUUUCAAUCAUUAAAUCAAAAAACCUGCAAAUCAGAUGGACAAUUAGAGGGAACAUUGUUUGGGGGUAUCCAUAAUAGGCUGAUAGGGAGAAGUUUUUAUUUACACGAUAAGUCGGAUGUCUCUUUACCUCCGUGGCAGAGGCUCCGCCGAACCCUUGAGGCCGACUCACCGAACCCCUAAGGUUCGAUCGAACCCAGGUUAAGAACCACUGCUCUAGAGCAGUGGUUCUCAAAUGCGCGUACCCCUGGGGAUACUUGAAGGUAUGCCAAGGGGUACGUGAGAUUUUUUUUUAAUAUUCUAAAAAUAGCAACAAUUCAAAAAUCCUUUAUAAAUAUAUUUAUUGAAUAAUACUUCAACAAAAUAUGAAUGUAAGUUCAUAAACUGAACAUCAAAUCAAGUAGGCUAGUCCAUUCAUUACCAUAAAGCCAGAGUUUCUCCCAUGCCAUGAUGGUUUGACCCUCACUAAAAUGUCUGUCAAAAAGAACUGUGAAAAGAAAUGCAACAAUGCAAUAUUCAGUGUUGACAGCUAGAUUUUUUGUGGACAUGUUCCAUAAAUAUUGAUGUUAAAGAUUUAUUUUUUUGUGAAGAAAUCUAUUAAAUCUAUUACAAUCCCCAAAGAGUUCUUAAUUAAGUUGAUGAUUACUUCUAUGUGUAGAAAUAUUUAUUUAUAAUUGAAUCACUUGUUUAUUUUUCAACAAGUUUUUAGUUAUUUUUAUAUCUUUUUUUGCAAAUAGUUCAAGAAAGACCACUACAAAUGAGCAAUAUUUUGCACUGUUAUACAAUUUAAUAAAUCAGAAACUGAUGACAUAGUGCUGUAUUUUACUUCUUUAUCUCUUUUUUUCAACCAAAAAUGCUUUGUUCUGAUUAGGGGGUACUUGAAUUAAAAACAUGUUCACAGGGGGUACAUCACUGAAAAAAGGUUGAGAACCACUGCUCUAGAGGGUCGCCAAAAAAAUCUGUUAUUGCUGUACUCGAGUGUAAUACACUUCUCCACCACUUGUGGCAGUAAUGACAAUAUCAAACAGAAGAAGUCUGGAACUUAAGUCACAGAGAAGUUUAAGCGCAAAAAUUAUGAUUUAAGUAGUAAAGCUGUAUUUUCAUUUGCACUUUAAUUUCAUUGAUAGUUUAGUUCACAAACAUAUUUAGUAUCAUUUAUUUAGAAUGCAUUUAUUUUAGCACACGUAAUUGUAUGUACAUUUAUUUUUCAUCAGUUUUUAUGAGUUGCUUCUUCUGCAGUAUCAGC